AUGUCUGCUCUGACGCCUCCAACCGACAUGCCAACCCCCACCACUGACAAGAUCACACAGGCUGCCAUGGAGACCAUCUACCUUUGCAAAUUCCGAGUGUCUAUGGAUGGAGAAUGGCUCUGCCUGCGAGAGCUGGAUGACAUCUCACUUACACCUGACCCAGAGCCUACCCAUGAAGACUCUUGGGAGGAUUUGACAGAUUUGGUGGAGCAAAUGCGCGAUGAUACAGAAGAUCCUAAUUAUCUCAUGGCUAACGAACGCAUGAACCUGAUGAACAUGGCCAAGCUGAGUAUCAAGGGCUUGAUCGAAUCUGCUCUGAACCUGGGGAGAACUCUGGAUUCUGACUACGCACCUCUGCAGCAGUUCUUUGUGGUGAUGGAGCACUGCCUGAAACACGGCUUGAAAGCUAAGAAAACUUUUCUUGGACAAAAUAAAUCCUUCUGGGGGCCUCUAGAACUGGUAGAAAAGCUUGUUCCAGAAGCUGCAGAGAUAACAGCAAGCGUUAAAGAUCUUCCAGGACUUAAAACACCUGUAGGCAGAGGAAGAGCCUGGCUUCGUCUGGCACUAAUGCAAAAGAAACUCUCAGAAUACAUGAAAGCUUUGAUAAAUAAGAAGGAACUUCUCAGUGAAUUCUAUGAACCCAAUGCCCUCAUGAUGGAAGAAGAAGGAGCUAUAAUUGCUGGUCUGUUGGUGGGCCUGAAUGUCAUUGAUGCCAAUUUCUGUAUGAAGGGAGAAGAUUUGGACUCUCAGGUUGGAGUUAUAGAUUUUUCGAUGUAUCUCAAGGAUGGGAACAGCAGUAAAGGUAGUGAAGGAGAUGGCCAGAUUACUGCAAUUCUGGAUCAGAAGAACUAUGUAGAAGAACUCAACAGACACCUGAAUGCUACUGUAAACAACCUUCAGGCAAAAGUGGAUGCAUUAGAAAAAUCCAACACUAAACUGACAGAGGAGCUUGCAGUUGCAAACAACAGAAUUAUCACCUUGCAAGAAGAAAUGGAACGAGUUAAAGAGGAGAGCUCCUACAUAUUGGACUCUAAUCGGAAGGGUCCUAAGCCAGACCGAACUUCAGAAGGGCAAGCAUUGAGUGAAGCCAGGAAGCACUUAAAGGAAGAGACACAACUACGACUGGAUGUUGAAAAAGAACUGGAGAUCCAGAUCAGCAUGAGACAGGAGAUGGAACUGGCUAUGAAGAUGCUGGAGAAGGACGUCUGUGAGAAGCAGGACGCCCUGGUGUGUCUGCGCCAGCAGCUGGACGACCUCAGGGCUCUGAAGCAUGAACUCGCCUUCAAGCUGCAGAGUUCAGACUUGGGAGUAAAACAGAAAAGUGAACUGAACAGUCGCUUAGAAGAGAAGACGAAUCAGAUGGCUGCUACCAUUAAACAACUGGAACAAAGAUUGCGCCAGGCUGAGCGAGGCCGCCAGUCUGCUGAACUGGACAACCGGCUCUUCAAGCAGGACUUCGGAGACAAGAUCAACAGUCUGCAGCUGGAAGUGGAGGCGCUCACCAGGCAGCGGAAUCAUCUUGAGUUAGAACUAAAACAGGAAAGAGAAAGAAGGUUACAAAACAGCAGGAGCAUCCCAGGAAAGGGAUCCCAGAAGCCAGAACCCAAAAUGGAUGGGAAGCACAAAAUUCAAGAGGAAAAUGUUAAACUAAACAAGCCCUUGGAAGAAAGCCACAGGCUGCAGUCUCACCCGAUGGAUCAACAGGAUCAGCCGUUGUCCUCUGAAAAGCCACCGAAGUACUGUCAGCUAUGCCAGGAAGACUGCAGCCUGACAAAGAAUGUAUGUAGGAAUUGCAGAGGAACCUUCUGUAACAUCUGCUCAACAAACGAACUGCCUCUUCCUUCAAGUAUCAAGCCUGAGCGAGUUUGCAAUCCCUGCCAUGAGCAUCUGAUGAAACAAUAUUCCACCAGUCCAUCCUAA
Rangifer tarandus platyrhynchus (Svalbard reindeer) is the source of this 1920-nucleotide messenger RNA. NCBI's taxonomy places the organism in Eukaryota, Metazoa, Chordata, Mammalia, Artiodactyla, Cervidae. The record is from the annotation of a GenBank genome assembly.